Messenger RNA from Parnassius mnemosyne (clouded apollo), 3521 nucleotides. The record is from the annotation of a GenBank genome assembly. Lineage: Eukaryota; Metazoa; Arthropoda; Insecta; Lepidoptera; Papilionidae.
GAGAUCACACGACGCCAUUUUUGCUGACCGACGUACUAUUGUUCUAUUUUUGAAUUUUACCGCGAAAGUUUCUUAAUCUGUCAUAAGGCAAAUGGCUUUUUUGGCGUAUGGUGUAAAUCCAGUCAACAGUUUUAAUGGUUAAAUUCUACAAAAAUAUUAUUAUAAUAAAGUUCAUACUGAAUCUUUGACUUUAGAAAAUAUCACAGUGGAUCCCUUUGUAAAGAGAAAGAUGAAAGUUUUUAAGAAGAAGCUCCGUUUCUCAAUAGCCUUCAACUACGUUUGAACUUUUAUUCGCGUUGUAGCUGUUUAUUUUGCAAGUAUUUCACAUAUCAGCAGCGACAAGAUAGAUUAAGCGGAAAUUUAUUCAAGAUAAUUGAGACGACAACGGCUUUUCGCAGAUUUUCAACAAUGAAUCACAGAAGUAUAUAUUACAUCGCUUGCUUCGCUGCCCUUGUUUUCUCUGUAGCAAAAGCUCAAGAAUUAUCAAAAGGUGAAAUGCAGACAGUUCUUGAAACUACGACAAAAUACAGCAUAGAAACAGUAGCACCAUUUAACGAACGUUUUGAAGAACAACAAUUAGCAGAUAGUUCAUCUUCCGGAAACGUAAAUAAUAAAGACAUAGUAAAUAAAAAUAUAAUGAAAAUAACACAAGAAAUUGCAGGAAAGAGAGCUUCAGCUAAAAGGCAGUAUAAUAAAUCAAGAGCUCAUGUAAGAUAUGAUGAAGUGACUGGAGAAUUAAUUAACGGUGAUCAUCCCUGUCAUCGCGAAUGUAUCGAAGGAGAAGAACCUAUGAUUUGUCAUUAUCAUUUCAAUAUAGAAUGGUAUCAAACUAUGAGUAAAGCUUGUUAUGAUUGUCCAUACAAUGCAAGCGACUGUUCAAGAAUGGAUUGUAUUCCUGCGGAUGGAAUUAGUAGGCCGUUGAACGUUGUCAACAGAAAAAUGCCAGGACCUGCUAUUGAGGUAUGUCAUCAUGAUAGAAUCGUAGUAGAUGUAGAAAAUCACUUAAUGACGGAAGGUACUACAGUACAUUGGCACGGUCAGCACCAAAGAGGCAGUCCCUAUAUGGAUGGAACUCCUUACGUUACUCAGUGUCCUAUUUUGCCUGAAUCAACCUUCAGGUAUCAAUUUAACGCGUCGCACGCCGGAACUCAUUUUUGGCACUCACAUUCGGGCAUGCAAAGGGCGGAUGGCGCUGCUGGUGCAUUGAUUAUCAGAAAGCCAAAGUCUCAGGAUCCUCAUGGCCGGCUUUAUGACUACGACAGAUCAGAACACGUGAUGAUAGUAACGGAUUGGAUCCACGAAUUGUCUGUUUCAAUGUUCACAGACCACCACCAUUCAACAGGUGAUAACAAGCCUCCCACUUUGUUGAUUAAUGGUGUGGGUCGAUUUAGAAUCUUCAAUGAAACUACCGAACCUGUUUACAUGAAAGCCGCGAGAUUUGAUGUUGAGCAGGGUUACAAAUAUCGCUUCCGAGUGAUCAAUGCUGAGUUCCUUAACUGUCCCAUUGAGAUGUCAGUAGAUGACCAUAAUAUUACUGUUAUUGCAUCUGACGGUUAUGAUCUGGAACCGAUAACAGCAACAUCCCUGGUGACUUAUGCCGGUGAGCGUUACGAUUUUAUUCUCGAGGCAAACAAGGAAAUUAGUAACUAUUGGAUUAGAUUCCGCGGACUUAUGGAUUGUGAUGAAAGGUUUACAAAAGCAAAACAAGUUGCUGUACUACAUUACGAAGGCGCGAUGGAUUUGGAACCAUCAGGGGAUCCAACCUGGGAAGAGUCGCAUAAUGAAGGACUGCAACUGAAUGCACUAAAUAAAGGUGAAGAAGAAAAUGAAACAAUAAGUGUAGCUGAAAUGAGGUCCCUUGAAGGCUAUGAUGACAGUUUAAAAGAAGUCGCGGAUUAUCAAUUCUACGUGGCUUACGACUUUUAUCCUAAAAAUAAUUCCCAUUUUCACAAGUCGCCUUAUUAUGGCUAUUACCAAGUGCCAAACGUAGAUAAUCGUCUGUACACCCCACAAUUGAAUCACAUCAGUAUGAAGAUGCCUUCCAGCCCACUUCUUAUCGACAGACCUUCACCAGAAAACUUUUGUAAUGCUUCAAGUAUCGACGAAUCUUGCAAAGCCGGCUACUGUGAAUGCCCACACGUUUUAUCAGUCAGAAAAAAUUCUGUAGUUGAAGUUAUUAUAGUGGACGAAGGAGUAACAUUUGACGCAAACCAUCCUUUCCAUUUACACGGUCAUAAUUUUAGAGUUGUUGGAUUGAGACGUUUAUCCAAUCGUACAACAAUUGAAGAAAUAAAAGCUUUUGACGAAGCAGGGUUAUUGAAAAGAAAUCUUAAAAAUGCCCCAUUAAAAGAUACAGUAACAGUACCUGAUGGUGGUUACACAGUUAUUAGAUUUAAAGCUGAUAAUCCUGGAUAUUGGUUGUUCCACUGUCAUAUAGAGUUCCAUGUCGAAGUAGGUAUGGCUUUAGUAUUUAAGGUAGGUGAACAUAAAGAUAUGGAUCCAGUACCACCCGAAUUUCCUACAUGUGGUAGUUAUAUGCCAAAGAAUAUGCCAGAGCAUACUACUACGGAAAAACCAAAAGAUAAUCACUACAUAUCUAUUACACAUUGGUGGCCUGUAGUAGUGACGAAUAAUACUGGUACGUCAUCAGCAAGCAGCUUAUCUUCUUUAAAUGGAUUUAUACUACUAAGCAGUAUUUGGAUUUUGAAAUUAGUUACCGGAACUAAAUUAUUAAUAUUUGUUUAAACUGUAUUUCGUAAAACGAAAUAAUUUCAAUAGAACAAAUUAUUUAAUAAGAUUUUGUACUUACAACGCUCAGAGCGAAGUCACACGAUGUGUUGCGGGGCUUGUGCGAUAUCGCAUUGAAAUUAUUUCGCCGUACGGGUGUCACACAGCCGGUGCACCUUUUUAAUGCAUCGAUGGUAGAUUUAGUGAGGAAAGUAAAUGUAAAGCGUGCAGCGAUGUGGGACAUCCAACGCUCAUUAUAUACACCCGAUUUUGUGGUAUGUCUUGUAUGACAGUCGUUUGAAAUGUAUCUCAAACGCAUCGUCGCAUCCUACGCCAUAGCUGGGCGUGCAAAGGUCCAAACAUCAUGUGCCACUAAAACGCUCUUUUACACACCGUGUUGCCUCGCCCUUAGUAUAUUCAAUUCAACUAGUUCAUGAUAAAAUGUUUUUAUUAUUUCGUAAUUGUUAUUUAUCGCAAAGUACUUAUAGUAUUUGUUAUUUAUUUUAAUAUUAUAAGAUAAUCGAUACAUAAUUCAGUGAGUACAGUCUUAGCGUUGUAGAUUUUGUAAAAGUAUUUUGUAAGAUUUACAGUCUGUGAUCAAAGUUUAAAAUCGUGACUUGCCAAAAAUUAUGAUGCAAAACAUUUUCAGAAAAUGUUUUGUGAUGUUAUCGAUGUGUGAAAUGUCGCUGAUGAUAUGUGAUAUUACUUAGGUAAUGUAUUAUAACUUAUAAGUUAUUUUAAAUAAAAUUGUUAAGUAUUUUGCAGUAAAAUUAAAUAAAGAUGCAAGUAAUUUU